This is a messenger RNA of Canis lupus familiaris (dog), 1602 nucleotides long. It is a transcript of the gene RAX2, whose product is annotated as retina and anterior neural fold homeobox 2. Gene Ontology annotation, biological process: positive regulation of transcription by RNA polymerase II. The coding region runs from base 4 to 558 and encodes 184 amino acids. Gene Ontology annotation, molecular function: DNA-binding transcription factor activity, RNA polymerase II-specific; RNA polymerase II cis-regulatory region sequence-specific DNA binding. The record is from RefSeq and is a predicted model, not a curated record. NCBI's taxonomy places the organism in Eukaryota, Metazoa, Chordata, Mammalia, Carnivora, Canidae. The transcript is spliced from 2 exons.
GCCAUGUUCCUGAGCCCCGGGGAGGGGCCGGCGGCAGAGGCGGGGGGCCCGGGCCCCGGUGAGGAGACCCCCAAGAAGAAGCACCGCAGGAACCGCACGACCUUCACCACGUACCAGCUGCACCAGCUGGAGAGGGCGUUCGAGGCGUCGCACUACCCAGACGUGUACAGCCGCGAGGAGCUGGCGGCCAAGGUGCACCUGCCCGAGGUGCGCGUGCAGGUGUGGUUCCAGAACCGCCGGGCCAAGUGGCGCCGCCAGGAGCGUCUGGAGUCAGGCUCCGGGCCUGUGGCAGCCCCAAGGCUCCCCGAGGCCCCGUCGCUGCCCUUUGCCCGCCCGCCAGCCAUGCCACUGCCCCUGGAGCCCUGGCUGGGCCCCGCACCCCCCGCCGUGCCGGGCCUCCCGCGCCUCCUGGCCCCGGGCCCCGGGCUGCAGGCGUCGUUCGGGCCCCACGCCUUUGGUCCGGCCUUCGCGGAGGGCUUCACCCUGGAGGAGGCGUCCCUGCGGCUGCUGGCCAAGGAGCACGCGCAGGCUCUGGACAGGGCCUGGCCACAGGCCUGAGUGUGGGGCCCGCCUAGCCCUCCUGCCUCGGCCUGUCCGUGCCCACCCGUGCUGGUCCCCCCUCACCUCCUCACCCUGCCUUGCAGGGAGACGGGCGCUGCCUCAGGAAGGAAGUGGCCCGGCCUGGGGCCUCGGCCUCCCCAUCUGCCAGACGGGCGGGCGUGGGGGGAGGCUCUGGGACAGCAAGGCUGCAAUCACAAGCCACCCGGCUCGCUGCGCCCCGGCCCCCCGCCUGCGCCUGGUCCUCCCCAGCCGAGCCCCAGCUCCCGGGCCUCCCGCUCUCCAAGACAUGACCAAGAACAGCCGGGGCAGCGCACGUUCCCCAGCGUCUUUCACCGUGUGCCCGUCCUGGGCCCAUCACCUGACCCUCAAGACAGCUGCUUUCUCGGGGAGGAAACCGAGGCCCAGAGGCCAGGCUUGCUGACCACCCUUCCCAGAACUCAGCUGGACUCCAGGACUAGGAGGCGUCGAGGGCAAGGAACAGGGUGUGACCAGGCUCGGGCCUGGCCUAGUCUCAGCACAACAGCGGAUCUCCCCAGGGGACGGGGCAGGACGGGGCAGCCUGGGUCAGAACAGGAGGGGAGGGGCUCAAGGGCAGAAGUCGCAAGUGACGAGCACCCUGCUUUUGAGGUCUGUCCACAAAGUGACUGUAGGAUCACUGCUGGGUCCUCGCACCGGUGCACACCCACCGGGUUCAAGCUGGCCUGCUCAUCUCGUCUCACUGGGCAACUCACAUGAGCCUAUGCCCAUGUCUUCUCUACGUCGUGGCAGCCGGGUCAAUCGCCAACCCCCCUUACCCACCCAUCACCCACCCAUCUAUCCACUCAUCGUCCAUCUACCCACCCACCCAUCCACCCACCAAUCCACCGUCCAUCUCACCCAUCAUCCAUUCAUCCGCCCUCCAUCACCCACCCGGCCACCCACCCCUCCAUCACCCCGUCCGUGCACCUACUCAUCCAUGCACAGGGAUGUGAUGGGUGAACAGACAAAAAUCCCUGCCCUGGUGGAACUUCCGCCCCAGUGGGAGGAAGACAACACAAAUAA